Striga asiatica is the source of this 713-nucleotide messenger RNA. The record is from the annotation of a GenBank genome assembly. NCBI's taxonomy places the organism in Eukaryota, Viridiplantae, Streptophyta, Magnoliopsida, Lamiales, Orobanchaceae.
CGUAAACUCGACAAAAAAAUGAAAUAAAAUAAAGAUGCAAAUAGGUUGUGAUGUGUGUGGUGCAGCUGCGGCAGAAGUGGUGUGUUGUUCGGAAGAGAAGGCUUUUUGCAAUUUUUGUGAUCUCCGAAUUCAUAACACCACUGACCAUCAACGUCUCCGCCUCUUCGCCUCCACUAUACCCAAGUGUGAUAUCUGUCAGGAAUGUUUGGGCUUCUUCUUUUGCUUGGAGCAUAGAAGUGUGUUGUGUAGGAAAUGUGAUGUAAAUGAACAUGAAGGGAACUCACUCCGCGCCAUGCACCAAAGGAUGCUGCUUUCAGGGAUUGAAGUUGAACUUCACCAAAUUCAAGUGACCCAGCCUUCAAAUAUGUCCCACUUUUCUGCUUUGUCUCACUUUCCAGAGUUUGAACAAAAUGCAAAUGUGAUGGGCAAUGAUUGGAUUCCAUCAGCGGAGUUGGGAUUGAUGAGAGAGGAAGCAAAUUUAGAGAGUAGCCUUCCCAGUGAUAAUGGGCGUGUGCAAGACUUGGCAGAUCUUACUCAAUCCUGGCUUUCUGAGAACGGUGAACACUAGCUUUAGUUAAUAUAUUUUCGGAGAAGGAAUGUGUAGUAUUAGUAUAGAACUGCUUUUAAGUUAUUAGAACGUAGUACAAUGGAUUGGAACUUUGUUUUUCUGUUUUCUUUCCUUAGCGUAUGUGGAUGUGAUUUGGAUUUUGUGG